Messenger RNA from Lutra lutra (Eurasian river otter), 2504 nucleotides. RefSeq names its product transmembrane protein 186 (gene TMEM186). The transcript is spliced from 3 exons. Lineage: Eukaryota; Metazoa; Chordata; Mammalia; Carnivora; Mustelidae. The coding region runs from base 1 to 720 and encodes 239 amino acids. The record is from RefSeq and is a predicted model, not a curated record. Gene Ontology annotation, cellular component: mitochondrion.
AUGUGCAAGAGGCCUUUGGAAGUGGGUAGCCUGUCCUUAGAGGCUGUCAGAUCGCAACCUCACAGGACUGGUGGGAGCCUCUGGGCUGCCCUCCUCCGAGCCGUGCCACGGUUGGCAGGCCCAGCUGCCUGGAGAAGGCCUGUGUGCGGGCUGUGGUGCCACACCGGGCAGGAUCCUGGGACGUGGAUGGGGAGCAGGACCCCCACCCCGAAGGAGAAGCCUGCAGGCACGGACGCGGAGCAGUUCCGGAUGGUCUACCGGUUUGAUGCUAUCCGAGUCUUCAAGUACCUGUCCCGGCUGAAGGUGACGCAGACGGCGCUGACGCUGCUGGCCCUGCCGCCUGGCUUCUACGGGUACUCGCACGGCUUCGUGACUCUUGGCAACUUGUGCCUGGCGGGUGGGGUGGCCGGCUUCGCCCUGGCCAUGCUUUUCUGGAUGAGCCACUUCUUCCGGAGGCUGGUGGGCAUCCUGUAUGUGAACGAGGCGGGCACUGUGCUGCGCGUAGCCCACCUGACUUUCUGGGGCCGGCGGCAGGACACGGACUGGCCCGUGGCCCAUGUGAUCCCCCUGACAGAGAGCAAGGACCGGCCCCAGGAGCUGUUCGUGUGCAUCCAGCAGUAUGGCGGGAAGCAGACCUUCUACCUCAGCCUGCGCUACGGACGCGUCCUGGACAGAGAGCGUUUCACACAGGUGUUUGGGAUGCUGGACACCCUCAAGUGAGCUGGGAGCUGGGCCUCCGGGUGGCCCUGGGCUUCCCGGAUCUCCAGCAGGAAGGCCGAGGGUGUGGGUGAGGCCGCAGAGCGGGAUCAGGCCGCUGGAGACCUUGCCAGGGCCUCUCAGCCCUUGUCUUUUGGGAUGAGGAAAUUAUGAGGCAGGAGCUAGUGACUGGGUUUAGGAGAGAGGUCCUUAGUACAAAUUCUUACUGUAUUUGCGUGCGACAUUCAGCCAGAUGAUGGCCAGAAGUUUCUGUUAACCGCCAAUUCUUGGAUGAAGCUACGUCGGGUUCACUCAAGCGGUGCCCUGCUGAGAAAUUGGAAGGCGGGGAGGUGCGCGGUGGGGAGCCCAGGAUUCGGAGUGAGAACGCUCGGGCGCUGUCCCUUCUCAACUCCCGGUCCCGCAGCAGGUUGUCGAGUCUUGCUGAACCUUGGUUGUCACAUCCGUGGAAGGGAAAAUCCUGCUUGUCACAUGGGACGGGUGUGAGAAUAAACAGUAAAUGUCAAGGUCAGUGCAGAGGUCAGGGUGUGCUGCAAGGCUUCCGGGCAGUCGGGAGGGAGGUCCCGAGCCCUGUGCCUGGCCCCCUCAGGGGCUUACCCCGGAUAAGGACUGGGAAGAAGCCUAGAUAGAGGGGGGUCAUUUGACCCCGCCGGAAUGGUGACCGCACAGUGACCGGGACAGGUGUCGGCCCAGUGAGCACAGCACUUCCGCCAAGAUUGUGUUCGCCACCCAGACGCCUGUGGGCCCUCCUGUGGGGACGCUCUGCGAUGUGAUAAAGUGAGAUGAACUGUAUUCUGGUACCUUAUUUUAUAAACCAAAGCUGAUUAUAUGCACUGCCCUUCCCUGCAGUCAGUGCUGCAUGUCUGUUACUCAGUCGGUAACAGUACAGAGGAGGGAAGGCGUGAUCUCUCUUAUUCUGCCUCUCAGAAGUCAGUAACUACAUGUUUCGUUGUGCGGACUUCUAGCCUUUUUUAUUGUAAAAUAUACAGAAUGUAAAUUUAUCCUUUUACCAUUUUCUAGUGAGCAGUUUAGUGAUACUAAGCACGUCUACAGCAUUGUGCAACCACCGCCUCUGUCCAUUUCCAGAACUUUUCUGUCAUCCCAGGGAGAAACUCCAUUCCCAUUAAACAUGACUCCCCAUUCCCCCUCUCCCUGGCCCUUGUAACCACUCGUCUGCUUUCUGUCUGUGUGGAUCGGCUUAUCCUGGACUUUUGGUGUAGACGGCAUCAGACGCCCCGUGGUGGGUGAUGUCUUUCGCUCACCAUCCUGUUUCCUAGGCACAUCUGGGCUAUAACACGUAUGAGCUUCAUUCCUUUUUGUGGCUGAAUAACGUGUGUGUAGACCAUAUUUCGUUUCUCCAUCCGUUGAUGGACAUUUGCAUUGUUUGCAGCGCUUGGCUCUUGUGACUAAUGCUGCUGUCCUCAUGGGUGGACAGAAGUCUGAGGCCAUGCUUUCGGGUGUGUGCUGAGAAGUGGGAUUCCUGGAUUGGUGGUAACUCUAUGUUUACCCUUGUGAGGAACCACCAGGCUUUCCCACAGUGACUGCGUGGUCUUAUAUCCCCCCGCACUGCGUGAGGGUUCCAGUUUCUCCGUGUCCUUCUUUUGGAUAAUCGGCGUCCUAGCGGGUGUGAAGUGGUGUCUUCCUGUGCUUUCGGGCUUUUCUAAAAACACGGGUGUUAUCUUGUACCUGGAAUUGUUUGGGUUUUUUGCUUCCCAAAAAACAUGACUAUCUUAGUGGUAAACCAUUGGAAAUAUUCUGUCACAAGAAAAUAAAAGCCUUGUAACAUGUGA